AUGACCAAGACUCAGGAGAUAUUACUACUGGUACCUUGCUCCCAUACAUCUUUCGAGGCAAAGGGAUUAUUCAGUGUUGACAUCGUUCAAGUUUACAACUGCAGAACAGUAUCAACUUGGUCUGGUGAUAUGGCUCUGUCGGUUUCCUUCUCACUCAGAAACCUCACCACAUAUGCCGUCGUGUACGGGUGCGACGAUGAGGCCGCGGACUUUCUCAUAGAACAACUCACUGGAACUGACCACCCUGUCUUUCACCCCAUGCUCCUGCCGACUCUGCUUGCCGAUAUAGAGAGGGAGCGCCAUGUUAAGCUCUUGCGCAAGAAUUCCGGCAAGAUGGGGCAACUAACGCUUGACCUAACGGUAAACAAGGGCCAAGAGAUACCAAAGAGUACUGAAUCCAGUUCCCAACUCGACGAUGAUGAGGAGGAGCCCAUUGAGCUGUGGCAAGACAUGAGCAAUUUGCAGAAUGGGUUCCAGAACUGGCAGCAGCAGAUGCGAAGGAUGGUGAUCCACCUUGAACGGUCAUCCAACGCCGCGGCUCCAGACUCGACACACUACGAUUUGGAGAUUCAGAAGAAUUUGGAGAAACUAAAGGUUCCCAGUGUCCGGAUCCAAAAGAGGCUGGAGGAGCUAAUCAGCGAAUACGACGAGCACAUUCGCGAUUGUGCUACCGUGACUGGGGGGUUAAAGCUGGCAAUGUCCAUGGACACCCGCAAAACAAACCAAGAAAUCGCCCACAGCAGCCUGCAGGUUUCCAGUCUAGCGCAGAAGGAUGGCAGCUUGAUGAAGUUGAUAGCCUUCGUCACAAUGUUCUUUCUCCCGGCCACCUUUACUUCAACUUUCUUCUCGAUGGACUUCUUUGACUGGCCCAAGGCGCCCGGCAACAUUGCAACCGGAUACAUAUGGGUGUACGCACUUGUUGCAGCUAUUCUUACGCUCAUUACAGUGGGUUUGUUCACCUGGAGGCUUAGGGGGAGGAAGGCCCGGAAGGGAGGGAACGAUGGCCAGGUUGCGGAGGUGUAG
Fusarium keratoplasticum is the source of this 1023-nucleotide messenger RNA. RefSeq lists its product as uncharacterized. Bases 1 to 1023 code for a protein of 340 amino acids. NCBI's taxonomy places the organism in Eukaryota, Fungi, Ascomycota, Sordariomycetes, Hypocreales, Nectriaceae. The transcript has 3 exons. Gene Ontology annotation, molecular function: metal ion transmembrane transporter activity. Gene Ontology annotation, cellular component: membrane. The record is from RefSeq and is a predicted model, not a curated record. Gene Ontology annotation, biological process: metal ion transport; transmembrane transport.